GGACCGGUGCAGUCCGGCACGACGCUCCAGGGGCGGCGCCAGCCCCCGAGCCCACCAGACCGCCCGUCCGCCGGCCGCCAGAUCAGUGCUAAACCAAGCCCCCGUGGUCCAGCUGCUCUCCUGGCCUGAAUGGUCCAGUAGUCCGUCGGUAGUCUGUCACUGGUCAGCGGGACGAGUGGUCCAUGCCACCAGCGUGGACCGCGAGGCCAUUGAUCCUCUCAGACGGAGCGGCCUGGCGGCUGAAGAGACCUGUGGUCCCCGUGGCGCAGCUGACGGCCGGCCGAUGAGACCGCUAGUGUCCGCAGGCCGAGUGGUGCAGGAGGGAGAUCCUCAAGAGCCGCGAUAGAGGCCAGACCAGCCAUCUGUCCCCGAGACGGCAGAGCGGCGGCCUGGCCCCGAGAGAAGACGAGACUCGGCGGCCGGCGAGUCAUGGGUCUGUGAGCUGUGUAGCCGUUUGAGUCAUCCGGGGGCACCACACAGGCGUCACCACAUCCGCCGCCUGAAAUCCCUCGCGGCUUGAGUCUGGACUCUCAGCGGCUUUGAGUUUCUUGAAUCUAUUGCUGGAGCCGACGCUGCCGACGCUGUCUGCCAGGACAUGAUGGGGCCAGGACAGGAAAGGAUGCUGGGUGAAAUGCUCCUGGCGCUGACCUGUUUAGGCACGGUCAUCGCCCGGGGGUACGAUGACCAGUACCCGGUGGUGUCUAGACAAGAGUUUCUACCCGUGGACAUUCAGCACGGUCAGUGCGACACCACGGUGACCAUUUAUGAAGAUGUCUCGACCCCAGGGGUCACCAGCCACAACUACAACCGCCCCCUCACCUGCUGGUAUGAAUUCAGCUUGACGGGUGCUCCAAGCUCCGACUAUGUCAUCGACAUCCGCUUUAAAACCUUCAACGUCGGCAGAGUGUACAACAGCUCCACGUGCCAAGGCGGCUACGUUCAGAUCAUCGAUGGCACUGAGGACACAGCCAUUACCAACCACCUGUCGCCGGGCUUUUUCUGCGGGGAGAUGCAGGACCGGAGACACUUCAUCAGCGAAACCAACAAGGUGAAGCUGAUCUUCCACGCGGACAACUUCACCGAGGACACGUACUUGUCCUUCUUCUCGCGCACGGAGCUGACAAGAGCACUACACGAGCGGUACGGAAAACAACCUGAGCUGUACCCUGGCGGACGCCGCGGAGACCCUGUGGGACCCAACAACUAUUGCGAGCGCGUCUUCAGCCGAUGCAGGACGGACAGCUGCUUCGUCCAGUCGCCCGCCUACCCGGGACCCUAUCCCAGGAACUUGCACUGUCGAUAUCAUCUGAACGUAGAGAGUGCGUAUAUCAAGCUCUACACGGCCGACCAGCAAGUCAGCAUUGAUGGCCAGCGGUGUGACAGCCCCAUGAUCUGCCCUCUCAGGCCUCUCACCUCUAACCCAGCCCGGUGCACGCGAGACUACAUCACCAUCUACGAUGGCAAGAAGGAGAUCGACCCUAAGAUUGGCACCUUCUGUGGCUUCGGGAGGUACGUCUGA
Pollicipes pollicipes is the source of this 1519-nucleotide messenger RNA. RefSeq lists its product as uncharacterized. NCBI's taxonomy places the organism in Eukaryota, Metazoa, Arthropoda, Thecostraca, Pollicipedomorpha, Pollicipedidae. Bases 596 to 1519 code for a protein of 307 amino acids. The transcript has 8 exons. Gene Ontology annotation, cellular component: plasma membrane. The record is from RefSeq and is a predicted model, not a curated record.